Molecule: messenger RNA, 1105 nt
Organism: Pecten maximus
Lineage: Eukaryota; Metazoa; Mollusca; Bivalvia; Pectinida; Pectinidae
Product: DNA damage-regulated autophagy modulator protein 2-like
Exons: 10
Coding region: 38-1045 (335 amino acids)
Source: RefSeq, a predicted model, not a curated record
CAGAGACUCAUUGACUAGCUGGAGUGUGAAGCUGUUGAUGACGAAAGGAUGUAAGGUUAAGUAUGCCUGGUUGACUGAGGUUCGCUGCAUCCCCCUUCACGUAAAUAUACCCACACACGCGCCGCUCUCUCAGUCACUUUUGAUGAAUAGGGACGCAACACACAUACUUACGAUUACCCAGGAAUUCACCAUGGAUGCAUUCCAUUAUACAAGCACGGAUAAACUCGACACAGAUAUUGCAACAAAGACGCCAGGCUGUUUGGGAUGGUUACAGAGGCGACCAUGGAUCCUAUCGUUAGUCACAUCGAUUUGGUUAUUUUUCUCCAUAUUCAUCACGUACCUGGUCAGUGUUGUACUGGGCCAUAUAUCUAAAGACAACUUCCCAUACAUCAGUCACACCGCCAUUGAAGACCCAGAGAGGGCAAUAUUUGGACAAUGUAUCAAUGUCGGUGCUGUUCUCCUUGGUCUGAACCAUAUUGUAAGAUAUUUAUAUCUUAAACACAUGUUGUACCUGUCAAAUGUGUCAAGGAGUUGGCACAGGUGUAACAUUGCUUCAUGUGCCAUCGGCAUCAUAUCAUCGUUUGGCCUCAGUAUGGUGGCUAAUUUUCAGACAGAACUUCAAAAGCCACCACAUUACGUAGGCGCUGCUCUAGCGUUCGCCGGUGGGACGGCUUACUGCUGGUUGCAGACCGUAAUGUCCAGGAAAUUGAUGAUAAAACGAGGAGGGAGCAGUGCUGUUUUCAUAUCACAGUUAAUCGUCAGCAUUUUCAUGUCACUUUCGCUCUUGAUUUUUGGUUGCACGAAACUAUCAUACAAACUGUUGGAAACAUCAGGUGACAGAAAAAUCAUUACGCCGUCACUGAUGGGGCUAUAUUUGACAUCGACGAUCUCAGAGUGGCUUCUGGCGUUGUCUGUGUCCUGUUUUCUCCUCACAUAUAUUCCUCAUUUUAAGAAAAUCAAAUUAAAAUCGCCACGGGUACAUAACAAGUUCAGCAAUGUUGUCAGUCCGGUGACUCCCUGCUUUAUUCGACAGAAUGCCAUGUGAAUCAGUGACGUAAAUCUAAGGAAUUUCUGAUUAGUCAAAUGGAACCUGGCAGCAUUAAAA